This is a messenger RNA of Cotesia congregata, 792 nucleotides long. The record is from the annotation of a GenBank genome assembly. NCBI's taxonomy places the organism in Eukaryota, Metazoa, Arthropoda, Insecta, Hymenoptera, Braconidae.
AUGAAAGUGAAUAAUAUAGUCCAAGUGUCGUUGUGGCAACAAACAAAACUUCACAUCCUUUGUUUUAUAUACGGAUUUUACUUGAUAUUAAAGUGUUUGGUAAAAUGGACAUGGCACCGUAAAAACUUAUUUCGUUUGCAUCAGCGCGAUAAACCGCCACCUUGUCUUGUCAAUAAUAAUCUCGGUGAACAUUCUUAUGUCAAAUUAAAGGGUAUAAAACUUCAUUAUGUAGAAACAGGAGAAAAGUUUCAACCAUUAUUAUUAUUACUGCACGGUUUUCCCGAUUGCUGGCUGUCUUGGCGAGAGCAAUUGCCAAUUUUAUCAGAGCACUACAGAGUGGUCGCUUUGGACUUGAAAGGGUUUGGUGAUAGCGACAAACCGACCAGAAGGCGAUCAUACAGAAUAGAAGUUUUAAUUAACGAAUUACAACCGCUUGUCAACCAAACUUUGCUAAUAGUAGGCAACUCAGACCCCUUCUUUUCUCUAGAGAGCAUCGUUCAUAGCUCAGAAUAUACUUCAAAGUCCAACAUAAAAGUUAUCAAAGGCGCGCAACAUUUUCCGCAUCAGGAAAAACCCGACAUGGUCAAUCAAGUAAUCCUGAACUUUCUUAUAGGACCUCCGGUACCAAGUGAGAAGACUAACGGUAAAAGCAUCGUUUCAACGUGGCUUGGUUCUUUGAGCAGCACUGUAAAGUAUGGAAACCAAAUGAUUGAUGCUGUUCAUAAAAAAACUAAUGAUGUUGUUAGUCAUCUACCACAUAAAGUACCCUAUCUUGGUCAUACGACUACCUAG